AUGACAACGCCAGACCGGGUCGUGUAUCCGGGUGAAUCACCUUCCGAAUCAUCUUCCAGAGCACCCAGGGUAAAUCAACUAGAUUCGGAAGAAUUGGAUUCUGCUUUAGUCGGAAUGAUAAGUGAUAAGUUAUCCAGAUCAUUAGAUAAUUUCAAGUCGUCUUUCUCAAAUGGUUUUAAACCGGAAUUAGAGCUCCUAAUCAAGUUAAUCAUAUUUAGAUAUGGAAUUUGGAAUUAUAAAAUAAACGCAUCUCCAGGAUCUAAAUUACAGAAUCUAAAACUGAUUUCUUCGAGAUCAUCAAGAACGAAUCAUCCAACAAAACGUAUACUACUUUUAUACUUAUUACUCCAUCCACCUAUAUUCCCAAAUUAUGUAUUAACGAGAAUAAGAGAACAUGCAUUAUCGAAUCGAUGGCCCGAUUUACCAAAUCAUGAUUUCAGACAAAAGGUUUGGAAGGUCAUAGGUAAAUUGGAAAAUACGAGUAGGAUUUGGGAAUUAUUAGGUUGGAUUGGGUUCUUAUUUGAUGGAAAAUACCCUUCACUUCUUAUGAGGAUAUUGAAACUUCGUCUCGUACCUUCACAACCUCAUUUAACGAGAUUGGUAUCUUAUGAGUUUAUGAAUAGACAAUUGGUCUGGGGAGCUUUCACUGAAUUCUUGAUGUUUUCGAUACCUCUCCUACCACCUCUACCACCUUCUUUAAACCCUACAACCCAUAUAACCCAUUUCAAAUCCUUGCUUUCUCCGCCUCCCAGAAUAGAUUACGCCAACAUAUCCUCAACCACGAAUGCAAAUUCACUUGGACUGGAACCCGAAAAACACACAGGAUUAUACGCGAAUUUACCUAAAUCAAUCUGUCCAAUAUGUUACAAGAAAAACUCAUCUGCACCUGUACCAUUAUCAUCCACCGGUCAAGGAUCUAAUCUUACUCUGCCACCUAUACAAGGUGCUAAUCUAGAUGACUUCGGACAUGAACACAAUAAAGAAGAUAGAGAGGGAGAAGAGGAAAAUAGGAUUUUUAUACCUGCUCAAACGGAUUGUAAAGGUGAAUGUAAAUGGUGUUAUUAUUGUAUAGGAGAAGAAUUGUAUAAACAUCAAGAGGCGAAAACUUCCGAUACGAGGAGAAAGAAGGAUAAGAAGAAACCCAUAACCAUCAAUGGCAAGGGCAUAGAAAAAAAGGACGAAAAGGAAGAUCAAGAAGAUGAGAUUGAAAAAAUGGAGUGUUUGAGAUGUGGUGAUGGUAUCACUCGAGCGUGGAGAGUAGGCUCGGAGGGCAAUUGA
Kwoniella shivajii is the source of this 1278-nucleotide messenger RNA. RefSeq lists its product as uncharacterized. NCBI's taxonomy places the organism in Eukaryota, Fungi, Basidiomycota, Tremellomycetes, Tremellales, Cryptococcaceae. Gene Ontology annotation, molecular function: zinc ion binding. Bases 1 to 1278 code for a protein of 425 amino acids. Gene Ontology annotation, biological process: protein import into peroxisome matrix. The transcript is spliced from 5 exons. The record is from RefSeq and is a predicted model, not a curated record. Gene Ontology annotation, cellular component: peroxisomal membrane.